Phragmites australis (common reed) is the source of this 597-nucleotide messenger RNA. RefSeq lists its product as uncharacterized. The coding region runs from base 47 to 586 and encodes 179 amino acids. The transcript has a single exon. NCBI's taxonomy places the organism in Eukaryota, Viridiplantae, Streptophyta, Magnoliopsida, Poales, Poaceae. The record is from RefSeq and is a predicted model, not a curated record.
ACAAAUAAUUGAUAAUAUAUCUAAGUCUUAUCCUAUCUGCUAGAUAAUGGGCUCUAGGAAUGAGAUUAUGGAAUAUAGGAAGGAGAGAAUUGGGAAAUUCAUGCAGAUGGAAGAAGAGGAUGACGAACUGUUUUUUGUAAUUGUUCCUGCCAUACUUCAAGGUCUAAAUGAUGAAAAAAGGCCAGUACUUACUUCACAAUAUACUGGUGCUAAAAAGAUGAAAGAAAUUCUUGAGGGGCAUGAGAGUUGGUGUAGGUCAGAGUUCCGCAUGGAGCCAGAGAUAUUUAAGGCUACAUCAAAUUAUCUUAGGCGGGAGGGUCUACUUCGUGACACACGCGGUGUUAGAGUUGAGGAGCAAUUGGGAAUGUUUAUGUUCAUGAUCUUGCACAAUGCUAGCAAUGAAAGGAUGCAAAAGGCAUUUCAACAUAGUGGUGAAACGAUCCACAGGCACAUAAAGGCGUUUUUUGAUAUAAUUCCUACUCUCACCUACAAAUUCCUGAAGCUUCCUAGUUCCAACCAAACUCACCCCAAGAUUGCAUCGGACCCUCGAUUUUGGUCAUUCUUUAAGGUGAGCCAUAUACAUUAGAUCCAUCAAUU